AUGCAUUUUUUGUUGACAUGUUUUCAGUUUAUACAAAUAUAUAAGGAUGCAGCGUAGGUGUGAAUGACUGAUGUCAUUAGACAAUUGAGUAUCUUCAGUAAUUACAUCCUCAGCAAAAAAAAUUAACUUCUAAAAUGGGAAAACCUGAUGCUUGGAAACAAUCCAAGAAAUCCCUUAGAGAUGAAGAGUUUUUGGAAACAUAUGAACGCAUUCAAGAAAAAAAGUUAUUUUGUAAAAUUUGUGAAAAAUCUUUUUCAACACCAAGUUCAUACAACCGCCACAUUCGAGUCCAUACUGGUGAAAAACCCUAUACUUGUGAAGAAUGCGGAAAAAGUUUCCGACAGACAGGUAAUUUGCAGGUACAUAUGCAAGUUCAUACUGGAGAAAAGCCAUACAAUUGUGAAUAUUGCGAUAAGCGCUUUGUUCGCAAAGAUUACUUACAGACGCAUGAAAAAAUUCAUAACGGAGAAAAACCAUACUCUUGUAAACAUUGUGGAAAGUGCCUCACAAGCAAAUCCAGUUUACAGGGGCAUGAAAUGAGCCAUACAGGAGAGAAACCUUUUGCUUGUAAAGAAUGUCAGAAGUCAUUUAACAGUAAAUCUGGUUUGCAGAAUCAUAUUCGCAUCCACACUGGAGAUAAACCAUAUACAUGUAUACAUUGCGGAAAAUCCUUUUACUUAUUGAGUACUUUAAAACGGCAUGUACGAAUCCACAGUGGAGAAAAACCAUAUGCUUGUAAACAUUGUGACAAGCGCUUCGCGAGCCAAGCUGGUUUGAAGAAGCAUGAAAUGAACCACAUAGGAUGGAAACCUUUUAUUUGUAACAAAUGUCAAAAGUCUUUUAGUUCUGAAAUAAGUUUGCAAUGUCAUCUUCGAACUCACCCUGGAGAAAAAACAUACACAUGUAAACAUUGUGAAAAAUGCUUCUACUCUGUACCUGCUUUCAAACAACAUGUUCGAAUUCAUAGCGCAGCAAGAUCGUAUAUUUGUAAACAUUGUGGCAAGGGUUUCAAGAGCAAUGGCAGUCUGCAGAAGCAUGAAAUUAUCCAUACAGAAAAGAAACUAUUUGUUUGUGGAAUAUGUCAGAAGUCCUUAAGUUCCAAAAUCAAUUUGCAAAGACAUAUUCGUACUCAUACUGGAGAAAAACCAUACACUUGUGAACAUUGUCAUAAAAGAUUUUGUAACCUGCGGAGCCAUACUGGAGAAAAGCCAUAUACUUGUCAACAAUGUGGAAAGUGUUUUUCGCACCAUUCCAACUUGAAAAGUCAUAUUCAGUCGCAUGCUGGGAAAAAAGCAUACGCUUGCAAAUAUUGUGAAAAGUGUUUUUCAACAAAUUAUAGCUUAAAUACCCACAUUCGAAUACAUACUGGAGAAAAUCCAUAUACAUGUCAACAAUGUGGAAAGUGUUUUUCGUGGAGUUUCAAUUUGAAAAGACAUAGUCGAACUCACACGUCUAAAUGACUGAAACUUUUAUGAUAUUUGAGAGUCAUCGCCAUUAAUUUCUGAGUUUGUUUUUCUAAUUUAUUUUAUCAUGCCAGAGUGCGUUUAUUAAAGUUUAAUCAAGUAAUCUCGCACCAGAAUUUAAAAUGAAUAUUUUUGCCGUUGGUUACAGCUAAUCCAUUGUUUUUACAUACAUUUCCCAUUCAUUAAAGUUGUAACCGAGAAUUUGAUUAACAAGAGAUAAAAAUGGA
Molecule: messenger RNA, 1690 nt
Organism: Styela clava
Lineage: Eukaryota; Metazoa; Chordata; Ascidiacea; Stolidobranchia; Styelidae
Source: RefSeq, a predicted model, not a curated record